Molecule: messenger RNA, 1353 nt
Organism: Elephantulus edwardii (Cape elephant shrew)
Lineage: Eukaryota; Metazoa; Chordata; Mammalia; Macroscelidea; Macroscelididae
Product: transmembrane protease serine 11B-like protein-like
Exons: 10
Coding region: 1-1353 (450 amino acids)
Biological process (GO): proteolysis
Cellular component (GO): extracellular region; plasma membrane
Molecular function (GO): serine-type endopeptidase activity
Source: RefSeq, a predicted model, not a curated record
AUGUGUGUUGCUGUGAUGAUGGAAGCUGUGACACCAGUAUUUCCAAUAUCAGCAUUGUCACCCAUGGUUGAAAGAAUUAAAGAGAAAUUCCAGCCUAAAUGGGCUAGAAAACCAGUCAUGUCUUCCCGCCCAUCCUUCCCACUGUGGAUGAUUAUCCUCAUUGUAUUUGGAGUACUGGCAAUUCUGGGAAUAACUAUUGGUCUUCUGGUUCAUUUUCUUGCAGUAGAAAAUAAAACCUACUAUUAUCGAGGUAGCUUUAAAGUAAAGGGUAUCCCGUAUAAUAACAAUUAUGAAAGAGAGACAUCACAAGAAACCAACCAUCUUAGCCAUAUUCUUGAGAACAGGAUGAUGAAUGCAUUUCAGAAGUCCAACAUUUACAGACAAUAUAUCAAUUCUCAAGUCAUCACAUUGAUUCCUGAUAACAAUAGUGUGACAGCUCGGAUAUGGCUAGUUUUUAAGGCUUCCGCAUCAAAGAAGGAAAAUACAAGAAGAAGAAUUGAAAGUAUCUUACAGCAGAUGCUCAGGAAUAAUACAGGAUCUGUUACUGCUGAUCCUAAUUCUCUCAAACUUGAAGAAAUCAGUAAAUCUGAAGCUGAAAAGAUGAUCAACAGCCGCUGUGGGAGGCGAGCCAGAAUGUCAGCUACAUAUGAUAGAGUCAAGGGAGGCUCCACAGCCCAGGAAGGAGAAUGGCCCUGGCAAGCAAGUCUCAAGAAGAAUGGCAGGCACUACUGUGGAGCAUCUUUAAUCAGUGACAGAUAUCUGGUAACCGCAGCUCACUGCUUUCAAAAGACACUAAAUCCAGCAAACUAUACAGUCAGCUUUGGCACUAGAGUAAACCCUCCCUACAUGCAACAUUAUGUUCAAAAAAUAAUUAUUCAUGAAGACUACGUCCGCAAUGAACAUCAUGAUGAUGUUGCACUUAUACAACUCACUGGAAAAGUUUUAUUUAAUAACAACGUACAUAGAGUUUGUCUUCCUGAAGCCUCUCAAAUUUUCCCAGCAGGUGAAGGUGUUGUUGUUACAGGAUGGGGAGCACUUUCUUAUGAUGGUGAAUAUCCAGUUUUACUCCAAAAGGCAUCUGUGAAGAUUAUUGAUACAAACAUUUGUAAUUCUAAAGAGGCUUAUAAUGGUUUGGUUAAAGACACAAUGAUAUGUGCUGGGUACAUGGCAGGAAAUAUUGAUGCCUGCCAGGGUGACUCUGGAGGACCCCUAGUUCACCCCAAUUCCCGAAAUAUUUGGUAUCUGGUUGGAAUAGUGAGCUGGGGAAAUGAAUGCGGUAAAAUCAAUAAGCCAGGAGUCUAUAUGCGAGUGACCUCCUACAGGAAAUGGAUUGCCUCUAAGAUUGGUGUCUAA